Messenger RNA from Aplysia californica (California sea hare), 4309 nucleotides. RefSeq names its product Krueppel-like factor luna. The transcript has 3 exons. NCBI's taxonomy places the organism in Eukaryota, Metazoa, Mollusca, Gastropoda, Aplysiida, Aplysiidae. Bases 287 to 2173 code for a protein of 628 amino acids. Gene Ontology annotation, molecular function: RNA polymerase II cis-regulatory region sequence-specific DNA binding; DNA-binding transcription factor activity, RNA polymerase II-specific. The record is from RefSeq and is a predicted model, not a curated record. Gene Ontology annotation, biological process: regulation of transcription by RNA polymerase II.
UGCGCAGGCGUGAGAGACUUGGGUCAAAUCGAGGCGACGAGGAUUAUUAUCGAGUUGGUGAAUUAACCUCCGUCAGUGCAAACCCGAACACCGCGCGAGGCGCACACAGUCGAGUGUCAGAAGCAAGAGAGAGACGAAACGAACAAGUGGGCUUAUUCUGAUUCGCUACUCGUGAGACUUACACAGCAGAAGUAGGACACGCGUAGGAAGUUUACUUUCAGUUUGAAAUAGUUUGAUAUUCUCAACGUGCUUGGAAGUCGUGAAAAACCUGUAUCUUCAUCGUGGUAUGGCUCAAGUUUUACCUCCGAAUAUUCCAUCUUUACCUACGGAGAGGAUCGAAGAUCAAAUUGUCCCAGAUACGGAUGAUUUGUUUUUCGAGCCUUUACCGGAGCAACAAGUGCAAAAUGCUGUCGGCGUGCUAGACAAAUACCUCCCCCCAGGGGACAUGCCCCAGACGCCGCUGCAUCUGAAAAAGACGCGCAGAGAAAGCGCCUCCGUCAUCGACGAGUUCUUCUUCCCUGACCCAGUCAAGCCAAGCGUCCUGAAAACAGCGCCUUCCUCGACCACCAGCUCCACCACCGCAUUCGCCACUUCCCUCAACGCGCCGUCAGCGAAAACCGGCAGGAUGCUCACGUCGGCGGAGAAGCAAGCUCUUUUCUCCGAGGAGGAGAACGCCAGGAGACAAAGCUCCAGCCUCGUGGAGGAGUUCUUCGGGCUUGGAGGAACCCCGGACGACAGCAAAAGCGCCGCCGUGUUGGCCGCUGUGGAGAAGCUGUUUGUCAAGCGGGAGCCUUCAGGGAUGGAGGCCUUGGAGACAGAAGCGAUGGAGGUCUUCGACAUUGACUCUACCAUGUACGACUCAGUGAUGGCGCCCACCUCCGGCGUGAAUCUGACGCCGUUCUUGGCGGGGGAUUCUACCGGACUGAGCAGCAACAGCAGCAGCAACAGCAGUGGUAGCAGCAGUCUGACCAACGCGACAACCACCAUCGCCAGCGACACGAUGUGGGAGGAGCUGACCGCCUCCAUGAACAUGGUGGACAACCACGUGCCGUGUGACGCCGCCUCCAGCGUGGCUGCCUCGUGCGCCAGCCACGUGAGUCACGUGGGAGCAGGGAACAUGAUGGCCACCGUUCCGGCCAUGAGCCGACAGAGCUGCAUGGCCAUCAAGUCAGAACCCAUGGACAGUGACUUCAAGCCGUCGUGUCAGUAUGGACUGCCCCCAUCCUCCUCCUCUAUAGCCUCCAUAUGCCCCAAAGGUGUUGACAAUUUCCUCUUCGAUUCACACUCAACAACAAACUCUAGUGGUAGCCAGUAUAGAAUAAGCAAUGGUGGACUUGAGAGAAACACUUCUUGCAGCCUAGGUGGCGUCAUGCCAGUAUUCAACAAUAUCACAGGGGCCCCCGUGAAAACGACUUUUAGCCCCUCCCACCCCGCGCUCAGCAGCAGUAGUCAUAUCGUGAUCCAGAACUCAUCCAGUAGUAGUGGGGGCGUGGUUAGUUUAGGAAGUCACCCCGUGCCCAGCAGCUCAGGCGGCUUCAUGUGCCCGCCCACUUCGUCCCCAGCGCAAAUGAACAACAAAUCAGGAGGAGGCUUCAACACGCAAAGCCCCGCCCCUCACGUCGUGCCCAACCUGUUCCUGCCCCCGACCCCACCCAACUCACAGCCGGGCAGCCCCAGCACAGAUGCCAUCCGCAGGACUCCGCCCCCGCCCUACCCCGGCAACUCCCAGCAGAUCCCCCGCCCCGUCCUAAGCCCCGCCCCCUCAUCCAUCCCUGUCACCAUUUCCAUGAUCACCCCGUCCACCUCCCGCUCAGAGCGACCCAGAAAGCAGCCAAUCACUCACCCGGGCUGUUCCACCAUCAAAUACAACAGAAAAAACAACCCGGAGCUGGAGAAAAGAAGAAUUCACUACUGCUCUUUUCCUGGUUGCAGAAAAGCGUACACGAAAAGCUCCCACUUGAAGGCUCACCAGAGAAUCCACACGGGAGAGAAACCCUACAAGUGCCAUUUCCAGACCUGCCAGUGGCGAUUCGCUCGUUCGGACGAGCUGACGAGACACAUCCGUAAACACACAGGGGCCAAGCCGUUCCGUUGUCAAGUGUGCGACAGAAGCUUCGCCAGGUCGGAUCAUCUGGCCCUGCACAUGAAACGUCACGAGCCCAAAAGUAAAUGAACACGCAGCCCGUAGACGAUGGAAGUUGAUCUUGAUGACCCGUGCGACGUUUCUGCCCGCUCAUCACAUGUACUCGCGACGCACGAUGAUAUCGUUAGUGGGGGAGACUGUCGCCAGACGGCUGCCAGACGGACGCCAGACUGAAGUCAGACUGGCACGCAAGCUGAAUUUGUCUGCACGCGCCUUUGGUGACAAGAGUCUAGUCGCAGUAUUUUUUGUCGUGACGCUGAGACCAGCCUGCUCUUACAUUGACAUUGUGCCCGGACCUGAAGCCAGCCCCCACCCCCACCCCCUCUUUACCCCCCUUCCCUGAACUGAUGUGACUGCAAUGCUCAAUGUGUGUAUAGGUGGUGGUGGUGACAGUUGAACCCUACCUUAACAGCUUUUUAUAAACUUUUGAGUUCUGAGCUGAGCUGUAUUGGUGAAGGUUUCCUGAACUUGUUACCUCGAGACCAACUGGGACCGACCGACCGACCAACCGACCGACAAAGACUCGCUCGCUCUCCUCUCAGCGUUCUGCUAGCUGCACAAAGUGUUUGAGUUUGAGUCUGCGAAUGUAUGUGCUAUUUUUUUUUUUUUUUGCCACAAGCCAAUAGUUCCCGUCUGUUUCAGAAGGUAGAUGAAGAAGAAAAUAGGGUCUAGAUCUAGUGUGUCUCAGUCUGAAAAAGUUUUUCCAGUCAGAUGUUUAUGACAUUUUUAUUGCAAUGAAUUUGGUGUUUGGAAUACAGUAAAGUAAAGAAGAAAGUGUGGAGAAAGGGGUGGGGGAGGGAGGGGAAAUUGGUAAUUAACAUAUCUAUAGUGAAAGGAAAGACGGAUGAGGCUUUGAUCUCAAACUAAUACGUGGUAUGUGAGGUAGAUAGAUUUAUGACUUUUUUCAUCGUAUAAUGGAAACGUAUGUUAUAUAGCAACAUAGUGUGAGAUAUCAGUUUAAUGUGAAGUGCUAGGAGAGAGAGAGAGAGAGAGAGAGAGAGAGAGAGAGAGAGAGAGAGAGAGAGAGAGAGAGAGAGAGAGAGAGAGAGAGAGAGAGAGAGAUGUCAUUGAAAACAUUUAUGGGUGACCUGCUAGUCCUAUUCAAAUAUUUUAAGACGAUAUUCACCAUGCAUUGCGCAAAAAUGCUCAUACUUAUACUAGUAGCUUUAAUUAUAGACCCAGAAAUGUUCACGAUUUUUCUGCAUUCUUUGUUUAAGUGUUCAAUCAAAGACACCUCUGCUAAAGCAUCUGGACUUAACAGUUUUAUUCUCCAAGUUCAAUAUUCGUCUCCUCCCCUCCCACUUCUCUACCCAUCUAGGCUAUUAUUUUUUAAUUUUUGUCGUAAAAAAUUUAUAUAGGCCUAUAUUAUAUUUUGGCGGUACAAAUCAUCACUUCUGAUACUGUUUUGUAGGUUUUCCUCUUACCUGCAACUAUAUUGAACUGUUCUGCUUCUUUUAAUUCUUCGAUCAAACCCCCCCCCUCCCAAACCAACUCUGAAGUUGCUUCUAUUUAUAGUUUUAUAGUUUUAUUAGAUCUGUUGUUGUUUCGCAGGGUAUUGUUUUUAACUUAUCCUACCUUCCUCAAACAAAAGAAGUGCGAUGGAUACUUGCAUUACUGAUUGUUGUGCGGUGAUAAACAUGGUUUACUGAUCAUGCUGUGAUGAAAAUGUAAAGUUGAUGUUGAUGAUUAUCGUGUGUUUUGUGUGUGUAUGCAUGUGUGUGUGUGUGUGUGUGUGUGUGUGUGUGUGUGUGUGUGUGUGUGUGUGUUUACGAGCGCACUCACGUAAGACGAAGGUAUAGCCAAAUCAUGUCAGAUGUUUCCAACUUUGUAGAAAAGGAUCAAAUGAGAAUGUGUCUGGAAGAAUCCAUUCAUAUUAAUCAGAAGUCUCAUUUCUACCCCCUGCCCAUUCGCGUCACACUAAAGGCGUUCGACUAAACUGUAAGCAAUAGUUGAAAUUUAAAUUUUAAUAACAAUGUUGUUUGUUUCCUGCGCUGCUGAACACUUUUUCUCCCCUUGACAUUAAUUGUAUUUUUGAAUAAGGACCGGUGCAAUACUUUCAAGAAGGAAAGCAUUACUUCGUUGACAUAUUCUUUGUUUAGUUUUCAAAAGCCCCGGAGAGAGAGAGAGAGAGAGAGAGAGAGAGAGAGAGAGAGAGAGAGAGAGAGA